GCAGCUGAGUGAAGGAACCCGGAAGUUGUCUACAUGUGUAAGAUGUUUGAAUUGUUUUAGUGGAUUGCCGCAAGAAAAUGAAAACUUUCAGCUUUAAUUUCAGAGCUUAAAAUAGUUAACAUUUAUUGAAGAGGUGAUGUGAUAACUUGCCGACACUAUGCCAACAACACAGAAGAAGAAGAAUAAGAGGGAGGAGGAGCGGGAUACAGCGGUGCAGCGAACUAAUGACAGCAGUGUGGUGAGCAAGGCGUCUGCUGCAGCACAGGGAUACUUCAAGGACGACUUCCUCCAACACUUUGUGUGCAAAGUGAGCAGGAGAGCACCGCUCAUCAACAGAGGUUAUUUCAUUCGCUGGAGAGCUGUGGAACACUGUGUGAGGAAGUUCCUUCAGGUCACUGCAAAAUGCCCCAAAAGACAGAUCUUGUCUCUGGGCGCCGGAUUCGACUCUUUGUAUUUCCGUCUGCGUGCAAACGGCGCUCUGGAUGAGGCCGUGGUGUUUGAGGUGGAUUUUCCUGACGUCGUGCAGCGUAAAGCAGCUCUGAUCAGCUCUAAUUUAACACUGAGGGGGAUGUUAGACUCCCCACUACAAUCUACUCCGGCAGCUUCCCCAGGACCUGUGUCCAGUGCACAGUACCAUCUCUCAGGAGUUGACGUUAGAGACGAGGCCCAGGUGAAGGAGACUCUGGGUGCAGCUGGGCUGGACUGGACGGCUCCUACUCUGAUUCUCUCUGAGGUCGUACUCACCUACAUGGAAACACAAUGGUCAGAUGCUGUGAUCAGCUGGGCAGCAAAGCUCCUACCUCAGUCACUCUUUGUGAUGUACGAGCAGAUUCAUCCACACGAUCCGUUCGGUUGGAUCAUGCAAGAGCAUUUCCUAAAACUGAAUUCAACUCUGCACGCGCUGCAACAAUAUCCUGACACCACUGCACAGACAAACAGGUUCCUGGACAAGGGCUGGGAGGGGUGUGUGUGUCUGGAUAUGAAUGACUUCUACUUGGGUCUGGUAACUGAAGAGGAGAGAGACCGAGUGCAGAGUCUGGAGCCUUUUGAUGAAUACGAGGAAUGGCACCAGAAAUGCUCCCACUACUUCAUUCUCACAGCAUCUCAAGGAUCUCUGAUGACUCAAGCUUUACUCACUCAUCCUCCAGUGCCGUCGAUGAUCCCACAUUGGAGCUCCACAGCCCUGAUUGUGAGAAGCAUACCGUUGAGCAUGGAGGGUUUAGGGAUGGCUUCCACUUGGAUAAGGACAGGCCAGGUGCUGCUAACAGGAGGCUCCAGUAGAGGAGGAAGGGGAGCGGUGACCAGAGUCCUCCUCAGAGGAAGGGAAGGCUGGAGGUCCAUCAGCAUGCCAUCUGCUGAUCUGGGUGUGCGACUCUACCACACUAUCACCUCACUUCCCGGAGGAGGCGCUUUGGUGUUUGGAGGGCGCUCCUCUCCGCUCAGCCCAAACAUGAGCAUUGUCAGAGUCACCUGUGCUUCACCUAGUCCUGAAAAGUCAGAGAAAGGAGAUGAGGUGAAGGUUUGUGUGGAGCAGCUGGUCUGCUCAGGUGAUCCUCCUCCUCCCAGGUGGAGGCACACCGCCGCUGUGGUCCAUCACAAAGGCAGAGAUUUCCUGUUUGUAUUUGGUGGGAAGAACCAAUCAGAGGCUGCCCUGGGGGACAGUCACUUCCUGAGUUUAGACCAGCAGCACUGGACUGAGAUCCCGGUCGAGGGUCCAUCUCCAGAGGCUCGUCAUUCCCAUGCAGUCUGUUCCUAUCAGGGAGGUGUGGUUCUGUUUGGAGGACUGAGCAGAAGGGGGGUCCCGCUGGGUGACACAGUGCUGAUGAGGCCCACGGACGGAGGCUUCAGAUGGGAGAGAGUAGCCAUGACGCCCCCACCUGUUCCCAGAUACUCCCACCGAGCCCAUGUGUCCGGUGAGAAGCUGGUUGUGGUAGGGGGAGUUUGGCUGCAUCCAGACGGUGUCCCGGGUGUCGUCGUGAUCGACAUUGCCACCGGCUGCAGCGUGGAGUACAGUCUGGACACGACCUCGGUGCCCUGGCCUCUGAUGCUCCACUCGUUCUGCUCCGAGCUGACUGACCCAGACCAACCGGCGCUGCUCCUGAUUGGUGGAGGAGGGAACUGCUUCUCAUUUGGAACCCACUGGAACCAGGAGCUGGCCACCGUGGACCUCAGACCUGCAAUGGCGUGAUGCCGCCUGAGGUGCUUCUUUGAGACUAAAUUACUGCUGGAUGAUGAAGUAGGUGGACAUCAUGGUGCCAAAAAAAAAAGUGGAUGCCAUGACAGACUCUUUAAAAGUGAAGCCACAGCAUGUGGUAUAAAGUAUAGGUCAUAUCCACCUUAGUGGAUUGGACUUGGGCCCAAAUAAAAACAUGUCAAAUACAUUUUUUUUUUUAAAGAUUUCUGUCACUUUAGAUAGUUAGUAUAAUGUUUGUUCAAGAAUGAGUUUUUCUGAUCAGUUUUGUUUUAGUUAUUUGACACUAUAAAAACAGGAUGAUUGACUAUUGCCAGUGACAACUGCUCUACAACAGUAACACAGGAAGUAAGAUGUUGAAAUAAGUAAGGAGCCCUCCAGUUGUCAGCUGACCAGAAUGAACAAAGAAACAGACAGUAUUCAGGCGGUUGUACAGUGGCCAUGGACUCUUUUGUGUUACCUGGUGUACUAGAGCUCAUGUCCAUGUUUUUUACCCUUUAUAUGUCCAAACUGUACUUUUUAUUUCUGGGAAAAACACAAAAUCAGCUCACUUUUGCUUUUUACCCCUCAAGGUACCAGCAACUAUCAGUGAAUUCAUUUGGUGUGUUGUCUUUCUCUUCAUAUAACAGAGUUUAUGAAUGUUUAUUUUUUUUCUUUUGAUGUUAUCAGAAAUGUGGUCAAACGUCCUGUUGUUUCCAGAAAGCCUACAGGAACUCGUCCUAUCAGCUAAUGUCCCAUCUCAGCCUGAACUAUAGUCCUUUGUGGAUGGAAGCUGGACUCACAGACUGUUUUGAAGACUCUUGAAAUACUGCAGCUAAUUCCUGUCUCGUUAGACUUUUGUACCUUAUAGUGAGAUAAAAUCUGUCUUUAUGCCCUUAGUGGAUACAGCAUGUCACUAUGAAAGAAUGUUAGAAUUAUAUUAAAAAAUAAAUAAAUAAAUAAAAGGAAUAAAAAAGAAACGUGUUCUACUGA
Molecule: messenger RNA, 3163 nt
Organism: Mugil cephalus (flathead mullet)
Lineage: Eukaryota; Metazoa; Chordata; Actinopteri; Mugiliformes; Mugilidae
Gene: lcmt2
Product: leucine carboxyl methyltransferase 2
Exons: 14
Coding region: 158-2188 (676 amino acids)
Biological process (GO): tRNA methylation; wybutosine biosynthetic process
Molecular function (GO): tRNA methyltransferase activity; protein binding
Source: RefSeq, a predicted model, not a curated record